AAGAGAAGUGCAUUAUAUAUAAUAUAUUUAUAUAUUUAUAUAAUAUAGUGGGAACAAAAGUAAAACCUGCAAGCAAAGGAUCAUUUAAUUUCUUAUGAUAUGUUUGAUAUGUAUAAAGCAGAAGAUAUCAGUAAUGGAUCUUGUUGGAACAAAACUAAAAAGUUUGUGGUGGAGGAAUUUGAAGUAACAUUUUACUUUAAAUCCAUAAAAGAACCUGUACCUUAAAAUACUUGUUGAAUUUAGCAAAUCUCUUGUACUUCCAUUGGAUCUACUCUGCUAGCUACAAUCACUAUUUCUCAGCGACAAUAAAUUUCCAGUUUCAGUCCACAACUUCUCUAUCUCUCUGUCGAUCAGAGCAUUCUAGUCAUUAGACAGAGGAUUGCCCAAAAAAAAAAAAAAAAAAGGAAAAAAAAAAAAAGAGGACAAGAGAAAAAAGCAGCCAUGAAAAUUCAGCUGUUGCCAAAGAUGCUGAAAGAUGUUUGGGAUGACUGGGGAAUUGAACUGCUAAUAGCAGUGAGCUGUGGCAUGCAUAUGGUGCUCACUCUGUUUGGCAGCAGUAGAAGGCGCAUGCAAGCACGAAAAGUGUCGUUGAGAUUCAUAAUGUGGUCUGCCUACCUCCUCUCAACUUACGUUGCUACUGUCAUCAUAGGUAAGCUCACUGUCAUACCCGUCAGUGAUUACGAGGAAGAGGUCACCGAUAGCGAAUUGAGGGGCUUCAUAGCACCAUUGCUUCUCGUGCAACUAGGAAGCCAUGAUGCUAUCACUGCCUACUCAAUCGAAGAUAAUCGAUUGGGAGUCAGGCAAAUUGUCAGCCUGGUUGCCCAGUCAAGUUCUGUGGUUUGGAUUCUUCUUAGGUGCUGGACGUAUUCUGCCAUUUCAUAUCUGUAUCUGCCACUAGCACUGGCUGGAUUCAUAAAGUAUGGAGAGACUACAUGGGCUCUGUCCACAGCACUAACUGGGAAAUCCGGCGUUACCAUCUCUGAAUUACGACAAGAUCCUAAAUAUCUUUCCGAGAUUUUCAAGAACGUGGGUGAUGAUCCCGAUCUAGAAUUGAUCUUGAGAGCCUAUUGUCGGUUUUACUUCGUAAAACCCCACAUUGAUAGAUGGCUUUACAAGCCUUUGUACGAGUCUAAUUUGAAGUGGUAUUCCAUUGAUGAACAUCAUAAAAAUCCAGAGGACAUGUUCAGAAUCACAGAUUUGGAAUUGGGUUUCAUCUAUGAUGUGCUGUACACAAAAGCUCCAAUCAUUUAUACCUGGACGGGUUUUGUUUUUCGUCUCGUUAGUACUCUAUGUUUGGUUUCCUCCUCGGUUGUAUUUGCUUGUUUGUUUAGAGAUUCCUUCGUAUUUUACAUAAAUGCAGGGGUGAUUUUUGUGGUUCUUGGGGUGAUUAUCACUCUAGAGGCUUAUCAGAUCUACAUGCUGUUCUUGUCUGACUGGGCAAUAAUAACGUUGAUCGAACACCGCAACAAGCCGGGCGUUAAGAGGUUGUUGAAUGCUCUAGUUCGUCGAUCAAGAAAAUGGAAAAGGUGGUCCAACACAAUGGGACAAUUCAACUUGAUACGCUACUGCCUUGACUAUGAUCGUCUCCGUUGCGGUAGAUUCCUCAAGUUCAAGGGCUUGGACAUAGAGAUCAGGAAGUAUUUCUGCACAAACAGUGUGGGAAUUCCUUCAGCCUUGAAAGAAAUGAUGAUAGAUGAAAUGGCAAAGCUGAACAACAAAAAACAAGAAGUGAAAAGGCUGAAAAAAGAGAAAAAAAAAUCGAGUUAUAUUGGCAGGAUAGGUGAAUUUGCACUGAACAUUCAUAAUAUCAUCCUCCCUGAAUCUGCGGAAUCGUUCAAUUGGUGUGUGGGAGCUGUCGCGGAUUUCGACAAGAGCAUCGUCGUUUGGCAUCUUGCAACCGAGAUUUGCUACCAUUCAGAAACAGGAAAACAACAUCCACACCCGAAAACAGAGAUGGGAAGAAUACUGUCAAACUACAUGAUGUAUCUUCUUAUAAUGCGAUCCGACAUGCUGUCCAUCACCACCUCAGAUAUAGUAUUCCUGCAUGCAUCCCAGCAACUCAGGGUGGUUCUGAAAACUGGAAAAUACACUUUGAUAAGAGAUGAAAAAACAGCAUGCGAGGAGUUGAAGACGCGAAACCUUGCGGUAGGACCGGAGUCUGCUGAAACUGAACCGACCAUGGUUACUAAGGACUGGGAUGUACUAGGGGAUGCCAAAAUGCUGAGUGAGAAACUUUCACAAAAUGAGAACGCAUGGGAUUUGAUAUGCAGUGUGUGGAUGGACAUGCUUUGCUUCGCGGCGACUAAUUGUGGGACCAACCGUCAUUUGUUGCAUCUCCGGCGAGGAGGUGAGAUUGUCACUCACAUCUGGCUUCUCCAACGCCACAAUAGAGACGAAGAACAUCCAAGCAGCAAGGAUAAAUCUCUUAUGGGUGACACAAACAGAGCAUGAAGUAUUCAUUCAUCUUCCAGCUAGCAUGUAACAUUUUUCAAGGGGAUUUAUUUUUACCAAUAAUUUGUAUUUCAUUAAUUUGUAUUUUCUAUCGAAGCAGUCACUGAUGUUGUGUGGCAUAUUUGAUUAAUUUGUAUUUUCUAUGAUUUAUGAUAUGUUGAUACUGGUUCAAGUUUGUCCUGUUUAGGGGGUUUGGGAACCAAAUUACCCACAAUAAAUGCAGCUUUUUAAUAGAAUUGCCAACAUUAAUUCUCCUCUAUUA
Molecule: messenger RNA, 2713 nt
Organism: Ziziphus jujuba (common jujube)
Lineage: Eukaryota; Viridiplantae; Streptophyta; Magnoliopsida; Rosales; Rhamnaceae
Exons: 2
Coding region: 442-2451 (669 amino acids)
Source: RefSeq, a predicted model, not a curated record